Molecule: messenger RNA, 1048 nt
Organism: Vigna angularis (adzuki bean)
Lineage: Eukaryota; Viridiplantae; Streptophyta; Magnoliopsida; Fabales; Fabaceae
Product: 60S ribosomal protein L8-3
Exons: 2
Coding region: 104-889 (261 amino acids)
Biological process (GO): cytoplasmic translation
Cellular component (GO): cytosolic large ribosomal subunit; ribosome
Molecular function (GO): RNA binding; structural constituent of ribosome
Source: RefSeq, a predicted model, not a curated record
GUGUCGCGUCAGCUAUAUAUUACCUGCAAAGCCAAAACCCUAGCUUCCGAUCUAUCCUUCUUCCCUCCCCGCGGCGCACUCAAACGCAGGCUAGUGAAUCGGAAUGGGAAGGGUAAUUCGCGCACAGCGUAAGGGUGCGGGGUCCGUUUUCAAGUCCCACACCCACCACCGCAAGGGUCCGGCGAGGUUCCGCAGCCUCGACUUUGGCGAACGCAACGGCUACCUGAAGGGAGUGGUCACCGAUAUCAUCCACGACCCCGGUCGAGGUGCCCCUCUUGCGAAGGUCACUUUCCGCCAUCCCUUCCGCUACAAGAAGCAGACAGAACUAUUCGUUGCGGCCGAAGGUCUAUAUACUGGCCAGUUCCUCUACUGCGGCAAGAAGGCAACCCUCGUAGUUGGCAACGUCUUGCCCCUCCGAUCCAUCCCCGAGGGUGCCGUCAUCUGCAAUGUUGAACACCAUGUAGGUGAUCGCGGUGUCUUCGCCAGAGCAUCCGGUGACUACGCCAUUGUUAUCAGCCACAACCCCGAUAAUGACACCUCAAGGAUCAAGCUUCCUUCUGGAGCGAAGAAGAUUGUGCCGAGUGCAUGUAGGGCAAUGAUUGGGCAAGUUGCGGGUGGAGGGAGAACUGAGAAGCCUCUUCUUAAGGCUGGUAAUGCUUACCACAAGUUUAGAGUGAAGAGGAACUGCUGGCCUAAGGUGCGUGGUGUGGCUAUGAACCCAGUUGAGCAUCCUCACGGAGGAGGUAACCACCAGCACAUUGGGCAUGCUAGUACUGUCAGACGUGAUGCUCCUCCUGGCCAGAAGGUCGGUCUCAUUGCUGCCAGGAGAACUGGUCGUCUCAGGGGGCAAGCUGCUGCCACUGCUUCUAAAGCUGACAAGACUACUUAAGGAGAUUGUUAGAGAUAUGCUUAAUUACAAAUUUUCAAAUUUUGUUUCAUCGAUAGUUUGUGUUCAUCUGUUUGGGUACUUUUUUGAGCACCAUAUCCACCAUAAAUAUGAAGCUUGUAAUAUGCGGUGUUUUAUAUCUGAUUAAGAUCUGUUCAAUCC